ACGACAGGACACACCCAUCUAUAAUCCACUAAAUCUCCUGCCAAGAACAGCGGUUGCCACCAAGUAGGAUGACGCUGUUCGGCAAGCUGUUCCACGUCGGGUUCGAUGCCAUCCUCAUCACAGCACUGUUAGCGGGAAUCAAGCGGAAUACAGGUCUGACCGUUGCCUUGGAACAGGUGCCGAACAAGGAGUUUAGAAAGCUCAUCCAAAACUACUUGGAAGUGGGGGAAUAUACGUUCGACUUUGUGGUCGUCUUCCUCGGCCGAUCCUCCUCCUUCAAGAGACUGCGAUGAUGGGGAAUGUCCCUACAGUAUCACCAUCCGGAGGCUCCAUCGCGAGACAGUCUGG
Filobasidium floriforme is the source of this 348-nucleotide messenger RNA. RefSeq lists its product as uncharacterized. Lineage: Eukaryota; Fungi; Basidiomycota; Tremellomycetes; Filobasidiales; Filobasidiaceae. The record is from RefSeq and is a predicted model, not a curated record. Gene Ontology annotation, cellular component: cytoplasm. The transcript has 4 exons. The coding region runs from base 69 to 293 and encodes 74 amino acids.